Manis javanica (Malayan pangolin) is the source of this 1805-nucleotide messenger RNA. It is a transcript of the gene REC8, whose product is annotated as REC8 meiotic recombination protein. Gene Ontology annotation, cellular component: meiotic cohesin complex. Gene Ontology annotation, molecular function: protein binding; chromatin binding. Gene Ontology annotation, biological process: meiotic sister chromatid cohesion; double-strand break repair. Lineage: Eukaryota; Metazoa; Chordata; Mammalia; Pholidota; Manidae. The record is from RefSeq and is a predicted model, not a curated record.
GAAUAGAGCAGUGGUGAAGGCGAAGGUGAAACCCCAGAGAAACGAUGUUCUACUAUCCCAACGUGCUUCAGCGCCACACCGGCUGCUUCGCCACCAUCUGGCUGGCGGCGACGCGCGGCAGCCGCUUGGUGAAGCGCGAAUACCUAAAGGUGAACGUGGUGAAGACUUGCGAGGAAAUCCUCAAUUAUGUGCUGGUGCGAGUGCAACCCCCGCUGCCUGGCCUGCCGCGGCCCCGCUUCUCCCUCUACCUUUCAGCCCAGCUCCAGAUCGGCGUGAUCCGCGUUUACUUUCAACAAUGCCAGUACCUCGUAGAGGACAUCCAGCACAUCUUGGAGCGUUUACACCGUGCCCAGCUGCAGAUGCGCAUUGAUAUGGUAGAGGCUGACCUACCCAACCUGCUGCUUCCUAACCACCUGGACUUGAUGGAAACCCUGGAAGAUGCUCCAGACCCCUUUUUUGGGAUGAUAUCUGUGGAUCCCAUACUUCCCAGUCCCUUCAAUAUCCCUCAGAUUCGACACCUCUUGGAGGCUGCAACCCCAGAGAGAAUCCCUAAAGAGCCUAGGAAACCAGAAAGGAUCCUGGUCACUGUGCUGUCUCCCGAGGCCAUCACCAUCCAGGAGGCGGAGCCCAUACACAUGCUGCAGAUUGAGGGUGAACAGGACCUCCCAGAGGUCAGCCGCCGAGACCUUGACCUACUGAUCGCUGAGGAAGAUGAGGCUCUCCUGUUAGAGGAACGUCGUAGGGCCCACCUAGCACCAGACGAGACCAAGGAGGAGCCCCGGGCCCCAGAGGGAAACACCAUAGUUCCCCCACUCUCGCCUCUAGCUCUUGCACAAGUGGAAGGGGCAAUAGAGCCACUUCCAGGCCAAUUGCUAGCCCCUGAAGAACUCAGGCUGGCAGGCUGGGAGCCCGGGGCCCCACUUACUGAGGUGACCCCUCCUCAAGAGCUGCGUCCACCAGCCCCACUCAGCCUAGAGCGGAGGAGGCCCCCAGUCUUCCCAACUCCUAGGAGUCCACCUGCUCGCCGCCGCCGCCAGUUAUUGUUCUGGGACAAGGAGACUCAGAUUUCCCGAGAGAAAUUUCAGGAACAACUGCAAACCAGAGCCCAUUGCUGGGAGUGUCCAAUGGUGCAGCCUCCAGAAAGGACCACGAAAAGUCCUGCAGAGCUGUUUCGAACCCCAACUCACACGUGCUGGCUACCUCCAGAACUGCUGGCUCUCUGGACACACUGUGCCCAGCCACCCCCAAGAGCACAGGUCAGGAGACGAAGGCCACCCCAGGAGCCUGAGGAGGAGGCUGCUGAGAGGGAGGUAGCAGCUGAGGAAAUAAGAAAGGCUGAAACUCCGAGUGAUAUUGAGGUGCUGAGGGAGGCCCAGGAGCCCAGUGGACCCCUCAUGCUGUCUUCAGAGCUCUCCCUAGAAGCAGCUGAGGAAGAGAAGUCCCGCAUCAGCCUCAUCCCCCUGGAAGAACGGUGGGCCUGGGCUGAGGCAGAGCAGCCAGAGCCCCCUGCUUUGCCCAUGGUGCCUGAACUCCCUGAAGUACCCAUGGAGAUGCCUGUGGAGCUGCCCCCAGAGCCUGAGCUGCUCUCGCUGGAGGCCAUGCACAGGGCAGUGGCCCUGGAGCUGCAGGCCAACAGGAAGCCUGAUUUCAGCAGCCUGGUAUCACCUUGCAGCCCCCGCAGGAUGGCUGCCCGGGUCUUCUACCUGCUCUUGGUGCUUGCAGCACAGAAGAUUCUACGUGUGGAACAAGAGAAGCCAUAUGGGCGCCUCCUGAUCCAGCCAGGGCCCCGAUUCCACUAUGGCUAG